This is a messenger RNA of Hydra vulgaris (swiftwater hydra), 1231 nucleotides long. RefSeq lists its product as uncharacterized. The record is from RefSeq and is a predicted model, not a curated record. NCBI's taxonomy places the organism in Eukaryota, Metazoa, Cnidaria, Hydrozoa, Anthoathecata, Hydridae.
UGUAAACAAAUAUUUUAUAUUUUAUCGGAAUGAUAUAAAAUGAUGGGAAGUUUAUUAUUAUCCUGUUUUUUGUUUGCUACUUUUAUUUUUAAUUUUUCGAAUGCCAGUUUUAUUGAAGAUUGUCCAAAACCGACAAGUGUUCUUAAAAAUACGGUAAUAAAAGCUCAGGAGUCGAUUGCAAGAAAUGCAACUUUGAUUGAUAAAAUAGAUGACACAACCAGUGCGUCUGAAUGUUACAACUUAUGUUGCAGCUAUGCUACAUGUAACGUUGCUUUAAUUCGCUUUGAGAAAAUUUAUGAUGAUGAAAAUGAAGAAGUUAUUAAGAAGAGUUGUUAUUUAUUUGAUUGUAAAUCACCAUCUGUUUGCACUUAUAAGCAGCAAAAAGAUUUUGCAGUUAUAAUGUUGGACAGGCCUAAUAAGCAACUUUUGAAUUUUGAAGUUGAACAAACGAAUAAAACUCCAAAAAAUGAAUUAAAUUCAAAUGAAGAAAAAUGUCCAUCGGGAACUCCAGUUGCGAUGUGCUCGUACAUUCCCUGUGCAAAGGCAUCAUGUCCUGGAGACGCAUCUGCAAUGUGCAAAAAUAAUUUUUGUGGAGGUUGUAAUGCAGUUUUUUAUACAAAGACUGGUGAAAAAGCAGAUUGCAAACCCAAAGUUUCUGAAGAGAAAAAGAUAGAAAAGGUAAAUGUAAAUCGAAACGAGCAAGUUCAAAUAUCAGAUAAGCAAGAUUUCCAAGUUUCUAAAGUAAAAGAACAAGCAAACCACAAUGAACAAGAGCUUACAGUUUCUGCGUCAGAAGAACAAGAGGCACCAAGAGAGAAUCUUCUUGCAAAAAUUUCAAAUCAUAACAACUCAAGUGAUCCAUAUUAUCAGUCCGAAAAGCGACCUUGGGAAGACAAACCAGGUGAAGAACAUAUAAUUGAUUCUUACUCCACUCCUCGUGCUUAUAUUAAUAGUAUAAUUGGUAAAACUGAACAACCUUUCAUUUCUGUACCUUUGAUAGUGGUCUUUGUUAUUUCAUUGCUCUUUCUUUUUGGUCUCAUAUAUCAUGUCAAAUGUAGUCGACGAGGUAAACCAAAGAAAGUUGCGGUCGAUGAUGGGGACUACCUUAUUAAUGGAAUGUAUUUAUAAAGAUUUUGUGAACUGGUAUUUUCCGAGAGAAAUUAAUCAGUAAUAAAUAUUUAUUACCAUUAAACAGUAAAAAAAUGUUUAAAAUACAAAAUUCAAUGUAAAA